AUGGAGGGCAAAGCGGAGUCGGCGAGUGUGAGGGAGACGAUGAACAGUCCUGACCAACUAUGGCCCCUCCUGGAGGAUUUCUUCAGCCUGCACAAGUGGGUCACCACGAUAGACACGUGCUAUGGAGUCGAGGGCGUGUCGGGUGAGCCCGGAUGCGUCCGAUACUGCGCUGGCGCAAGAAGCUCCGCCGAUGGUUCCGAGGAUGUUUUCACUGACUGGGCUCUGGAGAAGCUGCUUGCGACUGACCCUGUCAACAAAAGCUUCACUUAUGAGAUCGUGGACUGCAAUAAUGUCGGGUUCAAAUCCUUGGCUGCCACAAUGAAACUGACGGCGGUGAGAGAUGCAGAAGAAGAAGAUGGAUGUGGAAUGAGCUAG
This is a messenger RNA of Eucalyptus grandis, 375 nucleotides long. Its product is annotated as lachrymatory-factor synthase. NCBI's taxonomy places the organism in Eukaryota, Viridiplantae, Streptophyta, Magnoliopsida, Myrtales, Myrtaceae. Bases 1 to 375 code for a protein of 124 amino acids. The record is from RefSeq and is a predicted model, not a curated record. The transcript is spliced from 2 exons.